AUGGGCGGGGAGCUGGUGCCGGGCCUGGGGGCCCUGCGGCGGCGAAAGCGCCUGCUGGAGCAGGAGAAGAGUCUGGCUAGCUGGACGCUGGCACUGGCAGGAACUGGCAUUGGACUCAUGGUCCUGCACGCGGAGAUGCUGUGGUUCGGGGGGUGCCCGUGGGCGCUCUAUCUGUUCCUGGUUAAAUGCAUGAUCAGCAUUUCCACGUUCCUGCUCCUGUCUCUCAUCGUGGCCUUUCACGCCAAAGAGGUCCAGCUGUUCAUGACGGACAACGGGCUCCGGGACUGGCGCGUGGCGCUGACCGGGCGGCAGGUGGCGCAGAUCGUGCUGGAGCUGGUGGUGUGCGGGUUGCACCCGCCGCCGGUGCCGGGCCCGCCGUGCGUGCUGAGCUCGGGGUUCCCGAAGACCACGGCCACGCAGUCCUGGCCCAGCUUCCUGGACCAGGGGGAGGCGCUGCUGUCGCUGGCCAUGCUGCUGCGCCUAUACCUGGUGCCCCGCGCCCUGCUCCUGCGCAGCGGCGUCCUGCUCAACGCCUCCUACCGCAGCAUCGGCGCGCUCAACCAGGUCCGCUUCCGCCACUGGUUCGUGGCCAAGCUGUACAUGAACACGCACCCCGGCCGCCUGCUGCUCUGCCUCACGCUUGGCCUCUGGCUCACCACCGCCUGGGUGCUGUCGGUAGCCGAGAGGCAGGCUGUUAAUGCCACCGGGCACCUUUCGGACACACUGUGGCUGAUCCCCAUCACAUUCCUGACCAUUGGCUAUGGCGAUGUGGUGCCAGGUACAAUGUGGGGCAAGAUUGUCUGCCUCUGCACUGGUGUCAUGGGGGUCUGCUGCACAGCCCUGCUGGUGGCCGUGGUGGCCCGGAAACUGGAGUUUAAUAAGGCAGAGAAGCACGUGCACAACUUCAUGAUGGAUAUUCAGUAUGCCAAAGAGAUGAGGGAGUCGGCUGCCCGGGUGCUGCAGGAGUCCUGGCUGUUGUACAAACAUACGCGCAGGAAGGAGUCUGGAGCUGCCCGCAAGCACCAGCGCAGGCUGCUGGCUGCCAUCAACAGGUUCCGCCAGGUGCGGCUGAAACACAGAAAGCUCCGGGAGCAAGUGAACUCUAUGGUGGACAUCUCCAAGAUGCACAUGAUCCUAUGUGACCUGCAGCUCCGACUGAGCAACUCCCACCAGGCCCUGGAGAAGCAGAUUGACGCUCUAGCAGGGAGGCUGGACACCCUGACCGAGCUGCUCAGCGUUGCCCUGGGGCCGCGGCAGCUUCCAGAACCAAGCCAGGAGGCCACGUAG
Messenger RNA from Rangifer tarandus platyrhynchus (Svalbard reindeer), 1287 nucleotides. NCBI's taxonomy places the organism in Eukaryota, Metazoa, Chordata, Mammalia, Artiodactyla, Cervidae. The record is from the annotation of a GenBank genome assembly.